Messenger RNA from Odocoileus virginianus texanus, 1945 nucleotides. The record is from RefSeq and is a predicted model, not a curated record. NCBI's taxonomy places the organism in Eukaryota, Metazoa, Chordata, Mammalia, Artiodactyla, Cervidae.
UCUCGCGCUCUCCAAAGCGAGCGCGCUCCCGGCCCGCGCGCUCCGGGCUCUGGCUUCUCCCGGCUCCUGUCAGUGCGGUGACUGCGCUGGGAAACAUGGCGACCGAGGGAAUGAUCCUCACUAACCACGACCACCAAAUCCGGGUUGGAGUCCUCACAGUGAGUGAUAGUUGCUUCAGAAAUCUUGCAGAAGAUCGCAGUGGAAUAAAUCUCAAAGAUCUCGUACAAGAUCCUUCUUUGUUGGGUGGGACUAUAUCAGCAUACAAGAUAGUACCAGAUGAAAUAGAAGAAAUCAAGGAAACCCUGAUAGAUUGGUGUGAUGAAAAGGAACUUAAUUUGAUAUUAACAACUGGAGGAACAGGGUUUGCACCACGAGAUGUCACUCCAGAGAAAUUCCCAACAUUCCCAUUUUGUGGGCUCCAGAAAGGGGCCACAAAAGAAGUAAUAGAACGGGAAGCACCAGGGAUGGCCCUGGCAAUGCUGAUGGGAUCACUUAAUGUUACACCUCUGGGCAUGCUCUCUAGGCCUGUAUGUGGAAUCAGAGGGAAAACUCUCAUAAUUAACUUGCCAGGUAGCAAGAAAGGAUCUCAGGAAUGCUUUCAGUUCAUACUACCAGCCCUACCUCAUGCCAUUGACCUUUUACGUGAUGCCAUUGUAAAAGUAAAGGAAGUUCAUGAUGAACUUGAAGAUUUACCUUCCCCGCCACCACCUCUUUCCCCUCCUCCCACAACUAGCCCCCAUAAACAGACAGAAGACAAAGGGGUUCAAUGUGAGGAAGAGGAAGAAGAGAAGAAAGAUAGUGGUGUUGCUUCAACAGAAGAUAGUUCUUCAUCACAUAUAACUGCAGCAGCCAUUGCGGCCAAGAAGCAUCCAUUCUACACCAGUCCUGCUGUUAUCAUGGCACACGGUGAGCAGCCCAUCCCUGGUCUCAUCAGUUAUUCCCAUGAUGCAACAGGCAGUGCAGAGGAACCGAUUCCAGACUCCAUCAUUUCUCGUGGCGUUCAGGUGCUCCCACGAGACACAGCCUCCCUCAGCACUACUCCUUCGGAAUCUCCUCGUGCUCAGGCUACAUCUCGCCUUUCUACAGCUUCCUGCCCGACACCAAAAGCAAUUCUCCAUUUCCCAUGAGAGUAUUUAAGAAGUCUACCAUUGGCAUCAUCUCCAGUCACAGCCUACAGCAUCCAUCAGGGUAUCACUUUCUCUGUGACAGCAUGUGUGCAGCAGGGCUCUCAGGUUGGAAUGCACAACUGGUUUCUGGGGGGAUGGGAUUGUGUAUGCUGUGGCCUUUGCUCCAUAGCACUCCGCUCUCAAAUGAGUUCUGGCUUCACUUGGGUUUGUUUUGUUUUCAUUAUGACACAUGAGAUUUAUUUACUUGUCAUGAAGUGUGUUUCUCCUUCUGUCAUUUGUGGCAGGGUUUCUACAUUUCUAUACUCAGUGCCCCAUCUCUGUGGACUCCAUAGGUGGUUUUAUGUUUCUCUUACUCAUGUGACAGCCUGAUUAAUGUUCAUCUCCUUAUCUCAUCUCAAUCUUCACUACGGUUCUGUUUGGAGAAGAUAUUAUUGUCACCUCAUUUUGCAGAUAAGGAAACUGAGGCUCAAAGAGGUUAAAUAUCUUGCCCAAAGUCAUAAAAGCUGCCAGAUGAGUAGCAGAAUAUUGUUUUGUCUUAAAUACAGUGCUUUUCACUUUUCAGGAUUAUUAAAAAUCAUCAACUCUCUGAAUGGCAUGCAGUAGUCUUGUGUUUUCACAGUAUAUAUUUACUUGGUUCAGGUUGAUUAUGUAGUUUUGGAUUUUGUCUUAUCAGAAGAUACAGGUGUAUCUAUACAAUACAAAACUUGAGUUUAAGGAAGUAUUAGAAAGCCAUUCCUUUCUGUAAUUUACUAUUUUUCUUGUAUUUAUUCAUUUAAUAAAUAUUUGUUGAGCACCUACUAUACUCUGCUUAAAUACAA